Dentiscutata erythropus is the source of this 325-nucleotide messenger RNA. Lineage: Eukaryota; Fungi; Glomeromycota; Glomeromycetes; Diversisporales; Gigasporaceae. The record is from the annotation of a GenBank genome assembly.
AUGCCUAUUAUACCUGAGGACGUAUCAUUAUUUAAAAGGGAUACAAAAGAUAACGUAGUUAACUAUUUAACUCCAACGAAAGAUGAAAAGAUAACUUUAAUAAUUAUCGGUGUUUAUAUAUUUGUAAUUUUAAUUCUUUGGAGGAUGCCUUUUUUAAAACAUAUUUUAUAUCCAUUUAAGUUAUUGACAGUUUCAUUUCAUGAGUUAUCACAUGCAGCAGCAGGUAAAUGUACUGGGGCUAAAAUUGAAGGAAUAGAAGUUGACCCAGAUGAAGGAGGAGUUACAAGAAUGAGAGGUGGAAUUCAAUGUUGCACUUUACCAGCUG